This is a messenger RNA of Bufo bufo (common toad), 2582 nucleotides long. It is a transcript of the gene SLC5A3, whose product is annotated as solute carrier family 5 member 3. Gene Ontology annotation, cellular component: plasma membrane. Gene Ontology annotation, molecular function: D-glucose:sodium symporter activity. NCBI's taxonomy places the organism in Eukaryota, Metazoa, Chordata, Amphibia, Anura, Bufonidae. Gene Ontology annotation, biological process: inositol metabolic process; myo-inositol transport; transmembrane transport. The record is from RefSeq and is a predicted model, not a curated record. Bases 342 to 2483 code for a protein of 713 amino acids. The transcript has 2 exons.
CUCGGAGAUCCGUUCACUUGUGUCUGAGCCGGAGCUUCCCUGAGCAGACCCAGACCGGAGCCGCCGCUCCGCCGCCGCCAGCGUCCAUGCCCAGAUACCAGAUGGCUCUGAUCCUGAAGGCCAUGCAGAGGGGUUCAUUGCUAUAAGUCCUCCUUCCAUGGUUAUGUAGCCGAUGGCUUUGGAAAUUGACGAUUUAAAAAAGUGCAUGCUAAGCAUCGGAUAUUGCCGAAACUGGCAUCAGGAAAGCAAACCAAAGGACAAAGACUUGUAUAUUUUUUUGCUCUAUUUUGACCUAAGGCACCUGUGUGGUUUUUAAAGGACUCCACUCCAAUCUUCUAAUCAUGAGGGCUUCACUGGAAGCAGCUGAUAUCGCCAUAGUGGCGUUGUAUUUUGUAUUGGUGUUAUGUUUUGGAUUUUUUGCCAUGUGGAAAUCGAACAGGAGUACAGUAAGAGGAUACUUCUUGGCUGGACGUUCUAUGACUUGGGCAGCUGUUGGGGCCUCCCUGUUUGUAAGCAAUAUCGGUAGUGAACAUUUCAUCGGACUAUCGGGAUCUGGAGCAGCGAGUGGAUUUGCAGUAGGUGCUUGGGAACUGAACGCCUUGUUACUAUUGCAGCUCCUCGGAUGGGUCUUUAUUCCAGUCUACAUACGUUCUGGAGUGUAUACUAUGCCUGAAUAUUUGUCUAAACGUUUUGGAGGACAUAGAAUCCAAGUGUAUUUUGCUAUUCUUUCCCUGAUUUUGUACAUCUUCACCAAACUGUCAGUAGACUUGUAUUCAGGGGCAUUAUUCAUCCAAGAAUCUCUCGGAUGGAACUUAUAUUUGUCGAUUAUUUUACUCAUUGGAAUAACUGCAAUCCUCACGGUCACUGGGGGUCUGGUAGCUGUAAUUUAUACAGAUACACUCCAGGCCUUUCUCAUGAUCAUUGGGGCACUAACUUUGACCAUUAUAAGCUUUAUGGAAAUCGGUGGCUUUCAAGAAGUUAAAAGGAGGUAUAUGUUGGCGACACCCAAUAUCACCUCUAUAUUGCUGACCCAUAACUUUACCAAUACUAACUCAUGUCAUGUCUCGCCAAAACCUGAUGCUCUUAGAAUGCUCCGAGAACCCACUGAUGAAGAUAUUCCUUGGCCUGGAUUUCUCCUGGGUCAGACUCCAGCUUCUGUAUGGUAUUGGUGUGCAGACCAAGUCAUUGUCCAGAGAGUUUUGGCAGCCAAAAAUAUUUCUCAUGCCAAAGGGGCAACUCUUAUGGCCGGCUUUUUAAAAAUUUUACCCAUGUUCUUAAUAGUUAUUCCAGGGAUGAUAUCCAGAAUAAUGUUCGCGGAGGAUAUUGCCUGCAUUAAUCCCGAGCACUGCAUGGAAGUCUGUGGCAGCAGGGCUGGGUGCUCAAAUAUUGCCUAUCCACGAUUGGUCAUGAAAGUUCUCCCAGUGGGUUUACGUGGUCUCAUGAUGGCUGUUAUGAUCGCAGCCCUUAUGAGCGACCUAGACUCCAUAUUUAACAGCGCAAGUACCAUCUUUACCCUUGACAUAUACAAAUUUAUCCGGAAAAGUGCAACAUCUCGAGAGCUUAUGCUAGUAGGAAGAGUGUUUGUAGCUUUCAUGGUGGUCAUCAGUAUUGCUUGGGUCCCAAUCAUUGUGGAGAUGCAAGGAGGCCAAAUGUACCUUUACAUUCAAGAGGUGGCAGACUACUUGACUCCUCCAGUAGCCGCUUUGUUUCUGCUGGGUGUAUUCUGGAAGCGCUGCAAUGAACAAGGGGCAUUUUAUGGUGGCAUAGUAGGAUUUGUGCUUGGAGCCACCCGUCUUGUAUUGGCGUUUGUUUAUCGUGUCCCAGAGUGCAACCUACCAGACAGUCGUCCUGCUUUCAUCAAAAAUAUCCACUAUAUGUAUAUCGCAACUGCUCUGUUUUGGAUUACUGGGACUAUUGCUGUCAUAGUCAGCCUUUUGACGCCUCCUCCAAGUAAAGAACAAAUCAGAACCACUACUUUUUGGGCACUAAAAAACAAGUCCAUCAAAGAAGAACCACAUGAUGAGAAUUCCUACAAGGAACAUGAUAAAAAUACCACCCCUUCUACCGAUGCCAAAAAAGUGCUUCCGAAUGGCAAGUCUGAGGACUAUGUUAAGAAUAUCCAAACAGAGGACGUAAACCUUCUGAUGACCUACAAAGAUGACUCAAACCCUCUAGGUUCCUUAAGUGUCUCGGAAGCCGAGACUCCCGUGGAUUGCUACUCUAACGGCCAAGCAUCUCUUAUGGGACAGUUGUCCCCGGAGCUGAAUAAUGAGGGCAAAAUAAGAUGUUCAAAGUUUCUUGACUGGUUUUGUGGGUAUAAAAGCACCAAUGUCAAUAAAAAAGCCAUAAAAGAGGAGGUGGACGAUGAGGCUGUUUGCUUAAAAAUGUUGGAAGAGAACCCGAUUGUCAAGCGAGUUCUCAACACUGGACUGGUUUGUGUUUGCUCUGUAGGGGUGUUUAUGUUCAUUUACUUCUCAUUGUAAGGCCUCUUGCACACGACCGUAUGUAUUUUGCGGUCCGCAGAAAACGGAUCCACAAAAAUACGGAUCACAUCCGUGGCAUUUCGCAUUUUACAGAACAGC